UUCUGUUGCACCAACUCGUUCAUUGAACCUUUGGAAGUGUGGGUCCAGAGUUUCUUACUAUUAUUUUUCUUUCGUUUGUGUAGGUCCUGUUCGUUGCAGCGAAUACUCCACCAAUACUAUAGUGGUUGGGUUGACUUCAAGUCUUCAACAAUCACUCACUAUCAUAGCGCUGCAGUUUAUUUUAUUUUAUUUUAUUUUAUAUUUUUGUUAGUUGUUGAUCGAGACGGUGAGCUUUGGUCUCUCGCUGGGUGGAUUUUGAAAGCUGCGUUAGUGCAGCAAUAACACCGUGAGAAAUGCAGGAAGGUAUUGAUGGCCACGCGUACCCUGAAAAGUUGAAUACAUCCAUGAGGAACAGUCCGAUGGGUCUGCCUCUGUAAGCUUGGACAACAGGGAGAUCUGGAGUCUGUUGUGCAGCUUUAGUGUCACUGUUCUCAGGACUGUUCUCAGUGUACAUGUGAAUUCAUAGAGAGCAAGUGUGAGAACUGACCUUGGACGUACCCAUUGAACAACUUCAGUGAAGGAUUGUGCUGCCAUUACUGCUUCAUCCAGGGCCUCAUUAAGUAGGCAUGACUCUAGGGCGGCCACCUUCUAAGAGUAAAAGAAAACUUUUCAGUGUAACAAACCAUGUUGUGCAGCAGAUAACUUACUUCUCCUGCUAAGUCAUCGAUGCAAUCAAUCCGGUCUUUAUCCUGGCUCGACCAAAUAUUCAUUGUUUGUAGUACAUAUAAGCUUUUGAAACAAUCCACGAAGGGGAAUGUCAUAUAUGGUUCCAAGUUUUCUGAUAUUUGUGUAACCAGUUGUAUUAAGUGCGAGAGGCGUUGUCUCAGGUUCCUGUGUUUCUGCGAGCUUAGGUAUCGAAGAUUUUUGCAAGCAUGGCGACCUCAAUGGCGAAGGUAGAAGAGGCCAAGACGGGAUUGAAGCUGGAGGAUCCCAUCCAAGUUGCGACAGGGCCUGAAUCACUCGACAAGGCCGUGGAGCUGAUCACCCUUUUCGACCUGCCGAAUGGUUUGCUACCGCUCAAGGAUGUGGUGGAGUGUGGUUGGAACCAGGACACAGGCUUUGUAUGGAUCACGCAGAAGAAGGCCAUUGUGCACAAGUUCAAGAGCAUCGACAAGCAGGUUAGCUACAGUGACAAGAUCACGGCGUAUUUGGAGAAAGGGCGGCUGAAGAAACUGACCGGAGUCAAGGCAAAGGAGCUUCUGUGGGUGUCCAUUGUGGACAUCUCCUUGGAGCAAAACAAAGACAACAUCUACUUCAAGAGCUUCAGCGGCCUGGGGAAGACCUUCCCUACCAUAGCCUUCCGAAGAGAUGCCGAGCAGUGAUACCCCACCUCAGUGAUUGCAAGAAUAAUUCUUGGACCCGCAAUGUUAACCAAUCCCAACCCCAUUUUUUUUGCAUGAAGAUUAUGUUGCAGGAGUUCGGUUCGGCAGGCAACGACUACUUGCUCUAGAAGGAUAAAAAUUAUUAGGUGUAGUGUUCACAAGGGCUGUGAGAUGUACGGCUACCUUGAGUCCCUAACCUGGCCUGGGUUAUGAGGACAUUGUUUCUGGACAUUCUGCUUAUUGUUAAUUCACGACCAGAUUUUCUUCUUCA
Molecule: messenger RNA, 1593 nt
Organism: Physcomitrium patens
Lineage: Eukaryota; Viridiplantae; Streptophyta; Bryopsida; Funariales; Funariaceae
Source: RefSeq, a predicted model, not a curated record